This is a messenger RNA of Blepharisma stoltei, 2996 nucleotides long. NCBI's taxonomy places the organism in Eukaryota, Ciliophora, Heterotrichea, Heterotrichida, Blepharismidae. The record is from the annotation of a GenBank genome assembly.
AUGAGCCAGCCAUCUCAAAAGCAUCACAAAAUUGCUGCACAGAAAGAUUUCAAAAAAGAAAGGAAUAUUAGAGCAAUGAAUGAAGCCCAAGCUUUUAUUCAAGCAAAAAAAAAGAUUUCUCCAACAGAAACAAUUAAAAAUAUAAUUCAGGGAAUCCCAUAUCAUGAAAUUUCAGAAUCGCUAUUUAAUGAUCCAGAAACUCUUCAAUCUGCUUUAGAAUCGAUUUCUUCUGCAAUAGAACAUUAUGAUCAAUUUUAUUCAAUAGAUCAAUUAAAGACUGCAAUUAAUGAAGCAAUUGACUCCAAAAUUUCACUUUUUGAAACACAAGAAUUGCAAUUGAAUUGUGAAUUGUGGAAAGAAGCAAUAUUUUCUUACUUGAGCAUUUUUAAAACAGAAAUUGCCGAAUCUUUAAAGGAUUUCUGAAUAAAUAUUAUGAGUUCAUCUCAAAAGUAUCCAUCAAUUCCUCAAAGGUCAUUUCAAAAUCUUCAUUCCAAGAUUAUCGAAGAAAUAGAGCAUUUAAAACCCUCAAAUCCUGGUUUUUCAGCAGAAGAAAUUUGCAUAAUUGAAGAUAAAGAAGGAUGUAAUGGAGCAUUUUGCGAUUCUCUUGAAUCUAUUGAAAAAAAUGCAUGUUUCAGCAAUAAAAUGGAAUGUACUAGCAGAUGCUUAUGCAAAGAAGAAACUUGCCUAAAUCGCUCAAUAUCUAAAAACAGACGAAAAUACAUUAAAGAUGUGGAUGUGAUAGAAAUGCCAGCUUUUGGAUUUGAUAAAAGAACAGCCCAGAUAAUUUUACAAAUAAUUGGAAAAUCUAUAGAUGCGAAAAGAUUUCUUAAUGUUUCUAUGCCAAUUGCAAUAAAUUGGGCAGCAAAUCAAAUAAAUGACAGCUUUAAACACAUUUUACAAGGCAUAAUGACUGAAGAAAUUUUUAAUCUGAAUGAUAAAUAUUUUUCUAAAGCUUUAUAUAACUCGAUUGAAGCCUUAGGUGAAAUAUAUGGGCAUGAUAUUAUUUUAAAGGAAUUCACCAUCCAUCAAAAAGGUUAUGGAAUCUUUUGCAACACCUCUCAAGGAAUCCCGAAAAAUGCCUUUUUGGGGGAAUACGCAGGCCAAAUAUAUUCGGCAGGAGAAUUUUAUGAAAAAGACCUUGCAAUCCAAAAUAGUAAAAAUAAAAUCCAACCUGCAAACUCUACCAAUGAAUCAUCCAAUUUUUAUACAGUUGAGCUGGAAAGAAACAAAAAUGAUAUAAAAGGCUAUUCUGUUUUUUUUGUGGAUCCUAUACCAAGAGGAAAUUGAACUUGCAAAAUUAAUCACUCUUGCUACCCAAAUUGCGAAGCAAGAACAGUGAUUGCAAAUGGCAGGUAUACAAUCGGUCUCUAUACAAUAAGAAGAAUAAAGUCAUUGGAAGAAUUAACAUGGAACUAUUCCUCAUGCACAGAUCAGAUUGAAGAGUAUAAAAACAGUAUUUGCUUAUGCUCAAAAACUAAUUGUUCUGGAUACUAUCUCAUUAACCCUUCAAAAACAGAUAUUUGUCUACCCCUUGCUGGAAAAAUAUGUGCUCUCUUAUUUUCAAGUUCAGCCAAAAUUACCUCUGAUGAAAUUCAAUACAUAGAGCAAUUUAAUCUUGAUAAAUCUCUGAUGCAUGAAAUUCCAGAGUGAUUAAAGUGCUGAACCUAUACAACACUUAACUAUAUCACAUCCUAUAUUGAGUUAAGGAAAAAUGACGCUCUAAGCAAUUUAAAAGCAAAAAUUGAAGCCAAAUUGAGUAGCGAACUUGAAAAAAUAGACUUAUUAAAGGAUUCAUUAAUAAAAGAGUUAACUAUUUCUUUAUCCCGGGCAAGAUAUUUGCUAACUCCCCCCCCCCCCCUCCGUGAGCGAACAAAAAAAUUUUGUUCGCUCACGGAGGGGGGUUAAUUUUUUUUUUUUAAAAAAAAUUUUAUAUAUAAAUUUUAUAAAAAAUAUUUUUUUUCGAAAUUUAAAAAAAUCCUAAUUUGCAAAAAUUGGGAAGCAAAUAUUAAUUUAAUUUGCAAAAUUUAUGUUUUUAAAACGCAAUUUGUUUAAAAUUAAACAGAAUUAGCUCUAGAUUUCAUUAUACUAAUUAUCACUUAUAUAUCAAAAUUUUUUUCCAUUAAAAUUUUUUCUAUUAAAAAAAUUUUUGUUCACUCACGGAGGGUGGGUUUUUGGUCAAAAAAUGGCGAUUUUUCUAAUGGUUUUGUUCGCUCACGGAGGGGGGGGGGGGAGUAAGUAAUAUCCCUGAUUCAAAUAUGCCUCCGAUCUGCAUCCUCACAGAAAUUGAAGUCUUGAAUUAUUUAUGGGGUGAUGACUGCAAUUCUAUUAAAAAUCAGCUAAAUACCUUAUUUGAAAAUGAUAUAAGCGUUAAAGUUCAAAAUUUGACCAAAAAGCCCAUCAACAACUUAAAUGAAGCGAGAACAGAACUCUUGAAAAUAAAAGACCAUUUGAAAGAAAACCAAUCCAACAAUUGAAUUUAUAAAGGUAUUGCAGAUAUUUUACAUUUGACUGCCUACAACCAAUUAUUUUUCAGAUUUAAUGCUUAUCAAUCGUUUACUUCAAAGAAUAUCAGGCUUAAAAAUUGUGAACUUUAUAAUUUUGAAUGCAGUGAAUAUUAUGAAGAAGAAUCAAAUUUCGAAUACGAUGGCGAGCACUUGCAUAGAUUGCUUGCUGGGUGGAAUUCGCGCGAUUAUGCUGCGAAUAAAAGUAUUAUGUUUAAUGGCUUAAAAGGGCCUCUCUUGCUCCCAUCAAUCCAAAACUCUCAACCUUCAUUUUACAACGAAAUAUCGCGGAUCAAAUUUUUAAAUAAAAUAUUUGAAGCUCCCUUAGUUUCAUGGAGUGAAUAUGAGGAAGCAAAUUUAUUUAUAUUUGAUGAGGAAGCAAAAGUCUUUGGAACACCUAUGUUCUAUGACUACGUUAACAAAAAUAUUUCUGUGCUUAAUGUAUGCUUUCAGGAUUUGGACGUCCAAUGAAACUUAAUUUCACUUAGUACUUAG